Messenger RNA from Sinocyclocheilus anshuiensis, 2598 nucleotides. RefSeq names its product E3 ubiquitin-protein ligase RNF114-like. The record is from RefSeq and is a predicted model, not a curated record. The coding region runs from base 565 to 1134 and encodes 189 amino acids. Gene Ontology annotation, molecular function: ubiquitin protein ligase activity. Lineage: Eukaryota; Metazoa; Chordata; Actinopteri; Cypriniformes; Cyprinidae. The transcript has 5 exons. Gene Ontology annotation, biological process: protein polyubiquitination; ubiquitin-dependent protein catabolic process.
GAGUUCACAGAAGUCUCCGCGCUGCACACGACGCCUUCUUUUCUGAGCGUUAAAUAAAUGUUUGCUCAAACGCCGUGCUGUUUUCAGUUACCUUACGCGCAUUAAGUCUUUAAGUGUAUGAGUCAAUCAGUGACAAUGUGCUCCAGUCUGUUGCAAUCGUUCCAGUUGAGACCUUUUUUUCUUCUUCUGUAAAAUAUCCUGUUGUCUAAUAUCUCACCCAUCUCACAGUUUCACUCUCGGAAAAUAUUCUACCUCGCAGUCGAGUGAUUCAUUUUCACAUUCACGCCUUCCGAAUCAUUUAAAAGAUCCGGUUCAUGUCCGUGAUUCGCUGAAGAAUCGGACACCACUAGCCAUACCGCACUCAUAACUCUUCAUUAAAAGACUGCACGCACACUCUAGGUACUACAUGGCAAUCAUCUGUUUGCCCACUACGACUGUUGUUGUCAUUAGUCAGAUAAGGCUGUGAUAAUGUGUUUCCUCAUGCGAUCAGCUGAGUUGUUGCUCCUCCCUUGGCAGCAGUGAAUCUCGCCGGAGUUCAAGAAGACGGAGCCCAGCGCAGCAGACAUGGCUAUGCUCACAACAGAUCCUCAAACUGAUGUGAUCGAUGCAGAAUAUGAGGAAUACCUCUGCCCCGUGUGUCUGGAGAUAUAUAUCUCUCCGAUGACCACAGACUGCGGACAUACAUUCUGUGAAAGCUGCCUUAAGGAGUGCUUGCGGCCUCAGAAACCUGUGUGUGCAGUCUGCAGGUCUGACCUACACAAGUGGAAAAAAGCAGAUGAUAUACAAAAUGAGAUGAAAAGAUCAAUCGGAAAGUGCAAAGGCUGUAAAAAUGAGGUUCUUUUGUCUGACAUGAGAACCCACACAGGGGUUUGCUCUAAAUAUCAAGACUUUAUCAAGGAAGGCAUGAAGGCCAUUUCAAAGAACCAGCCUUCCACUGUCAGGUUGUCUCCACUCCUGCAGGUGUGUCCGAUAUGUGCCUCAAUGCCCUGGGGUGACCCUAAUUACAGGAGCGCUGACUUCUUUCAGCACCUCAGAAUGAGACAUGCUUUUUCCUAUGACACCUUUGUGGAUUACUCCACAGACGAGCAAGCCAUGAUCCAGGAAGCUUUACAGCGCUCUCUCAUGGAAAACUGAUGCGCGGAACAUAUGGAUCCCCAGCUGAACGCCACCAAAAAUCAAUGCUUAUGCUUACAAAAAGAAAGAAAUACGUUGGGAUUCAGGGCUAUUGUGAUAUAUAUUAUUCUACACACACUAAUGUUGGUCAGGCCAAAGUUCCUAUUGGUGUAAUUUUGGAGAUUUACUUAUUUAAACGGAGUCAUAUAUAGCAUAUAUUCAUAAAUAAAAUAUUCCCAUAUACAUUCUUAGCUGUCAAAAUACAUAAAUACAUACUGCCCAUUUAUAAUUAAUUAAAGUUAUAUAACUGAUUUUUGUUUCUAUAGUAUAGUUUGCGUAGCAGAUUGUCAGAUUUUGUGGCACUGGAGCAGAAUAGUCUGAUAUAGAUACAUAAGGUGAGUCUUGUCAGAAGCUUUUAGGGUAGAAAAUAUUGAUAUUGAUAUGAUCAAUCAUUAAGGUCACUGUUUUGAGUGUGUCAGCUAAUGCAGAGGUAAGUUAGAGGAAGCAAAGGAAUAAGCUUUUUCUGUUGGUGUGUUUUGUAUUAUGUGAUGCUUUUAAGAAGUUCAACUGAACCCUUGUUAGAGCUGUGUUUCACUUUGCAGUUAAGUGUUCAGCUAUGUACUGAAAUGAGUUUAUGUUCGAACCAGUAGGGGGCAGUAUUGUAUCAUUAGUCCACCACGUUGUUUAUUGUCUCUGUGCUCUCUGACCCAAGCAGUGCUCACUUAGUGUAGCUACUGACAAGUACAUGACUUGAUCUGACUGUGUACUGAUAGACUCUGCCCUUAAAGGGAUAGUCCACCCCAAAAUGAAAAUCUUGUCAUUAUUUACUCUCACUUUGUUGUUCAAACCCUGUAUGCAUUUAUAUUCUGUGUGGAACUCAACAGAAGAUAUUAUGUACAGAAAAUAUGUACUAAGUUGUUUUGGACCACACUGACUUACAUUAUAUAGAUAAAACGGAUCUUCUUCUGUGUUUUACAGGAGCAGGAGUCAUUCAGGUUCAGAAUGUCAUGAGGGCGAGUAGAAGAUGAGAGGAUUUGCAUUAUGGGUGAACUAUUCCUUUAGGCUCCUAAUACAUUUAUGUAACCCAGUAGAGGGCGUUAGUCGAACUGCACAUAGCAGUUUUAUAAUAUGUUAAAGUUAGUCCGUUUAAUUGGCAGUAGUUUGAAAUCCUGCAAUCUAUUGAACCAAAUUGUAAUUUUGCGUUCGAUAAAGUCAAACUUGUGUUGCAUGCUGUUUGAUGUGGAUUUUACCACUGUGAAGAUAAGUCAUAUCCUGUGCCUGUUUCAUUCAUGCGUUAUUAUUAGUGCUUAAUGGUGAUGAUUCAUUGACCUGUACGUUUUUUGGGUGAAUUGGUUUUGUAUAGUUAAUAAACCUUUUCUCAAAAGCCUUUUAAAUGUGUGUCAAAUGAAACUGCUGUAGCAUUAUCUUUUCUCAAUCCUUGAUUGUGUUACUGGAAGCAUGUUCAAAAACACACUUUAUUACUUC